This is a messenger RNA of Vicia villosa (hairy vetch), 399 nucleotides long. RefSeq lists its product as uncharacterized. The record is from RefSeq and is a predicted model, not a curated record. The coding region runs from base 1 to 399 and encodes 132 amino acids. The transcript has a single exon. NCBI's taxonomy places the organism in Eukaryota, Viridiplantae, Streptophyta, Magnoliopsida, Fabales, Fabaceae.
AUGGUGCGUGAGAACAUACACUUUUCUUCAUACGUUGACCACCGUGAGACGAUAGCAUUUGGAGAGCUCGCACUGUUUAUGGGUUGGUUGGCUUGCGGGAUUGGCAAGAUGACAACCUAUAUUCAUGAGCGAGUGAUGCGUCAAUUCGGGUUCAUCCAGACUAUUCCACGAGAUCCUGUUGUAUCUGCUCCUACGACGGUGAAACGAAGGGAUAUAGAUGCUUUGUUUGAUAAUUUUGAGAAUCAUUUUGUUCCUGAAGAGGCCAGAAGUACCGUAGCACGAGACGGUUGGAGCUACGAGUACGGUUACAUGAUAUGGUUCUUAUGUUUGUCCCAUCCAUACAUGAUACAGGAUACUCCAAGGAACCCACUGAGGCCAGUUCAUCAAGAGAUCCUAUAG